AUGGAUUCCCGAGGCAAAAUUUUCCCAAAGGGUUCCAGAAACUCAAUUCCAAUCUUCCCAACCGAGCAUUUCCAGUUCCGUGAUUCUCAGAACGUAGAAUCUGAUAGUUCUAGUGACGAUCCGGUUCCCGAAAGAAAUGAAGAAGAAACUAGUGAGGAGUUGCGACCUGUUGUUGAGAAAAAACGCACCUUUACAAACCAUCAGAAGUCAAAGAAAUGGGUGGAACGUGAAGAGUUGGCUUUAGCUAGGGCAUAUGUCGAUUGUUCUCAAGAUAAACAGCGUGGAAACCAACAACAAUUUGAUGCAUUUUGGGAUCGGGUUCUAGAGCAUUUUAAUGUUCAGAUUGGAGGUUCAGAUCAGACACGACACCAAGUAAACUCAAAAUGGAAAGACCUGCAAAAGAAAUGUAACACUUUCAACUGCAUCUAUAACCGUAGGAUGAACAGUGUGGCUAGUGGGAGAUCUGAGGCUGAUGUUUUAAAAGCCUCACUAAGCGAGUAUCGGAGUACUGUUAAUCAAAAAUCCUUUCCUCAUCAAAAAGCUUGGGAGUGGUUGAAAGACCACGAGAAAUGGGCGUUGUAUCCUCCCAGAUUCCCCCAACAACAACAACCUUUUAAUGUUGAAGACUCACCACCUCAGAGAAAAAGAAAAGGAAAAAAAGUGGCAUCAGUAUCGUCAACACAAAAUGAAAUGUUUGAUCUUGUCAACCAUAUUGCCAGCAUCAACACUACAACCAACAUAGAGGCGAAACAGAGACAACGGUACCGGGAACAAAAAUUACGUAUUUUAGAAGCUAAUGAAGCACUGAAAGCUCAAUUGUUGGAGCGAGAGAUAGAGAACCAAGAUAUGGAGUAUUUUCUACGACCGCAUGAUCAUUUGACUGGAGCUAUUUUGAGCACGGUUCUUGAAAGGAAACGACAAAUUGCAACUAAAUAUGGUUGGGAGUUGUAG
This is a messenger RNA of Lactuca sativa (garden lettuce), 951 nucleotides long. The record is from RefSeq and is a predicted model, not a curated record. NCBI's taxonomy places the organism in Eukaryota, Viridiplantae, Streptophyta, Magnoliopsida, Asterales, Asteraceae.